AUGGCGGAAGCUGCGGACACGUCGCGCAUCUCGGUGGCGGCGCAGUUCGAGCCGCUUUUCGCAGAGCUCGAGGCGGAACGCUCGCGGUCCGACGCGAUUCGCGAGCAGGCCAAGGAGCUCGAUCGAUGCCACCGCUCGCUUGCGCUGCUGCUCAACAGCGUGCACUCGACCAACGACGCCGAGAAGCGAAUUGUGGACGAAUCGAAAGCUAUCGUCGUCAAGCUCAGGCAAAAAGUCACCGAGUUGGUCGAGUUGGUUCCGCAAGGCCAGUUUUAUCGUUGGUGUGACGAUUUUUCGGGGGCGGUUAGGAAUGUCGCGUCGAGCAUUGCGCUGCUGGUGCUGCUGUGUACGGGCAGUCUGGUGACCAAGAAGCAGGUGGAACAGGUGAUGGGCGUGGACGAGGGCAAGGCGAGCGUGCAUGUGGCUACCGAGGAUUACCUGCACGGCAUCAUCAAUAUGCUCAACGAACUCCCGCGCUUGGCUGUCAACAGAGUGACCAUGGGUGACUUCCGUACCCCAGUCCGACUGGCCAGCUUUGUCAAACAGGUCCAUGCGGGCUUCCAGCUGCUCAACCUCAAGAACGACAGCCUCCGAAAACGGUUCGACGGCAUUAAAAAGAUCGAGGAGGUGGUGUACGAUAUCUCGUUGCGCGGACUCGUCAAGCACGAGGAGAGCAGCGACGAAGGGCUCGCUUUUCCGCUUCCGCCAAGCCAGGCACAGACCCUCGUAGAUCAGUACCAACUCGCGGCCUGA
Moesziomyces antarcticus is the source of this 753-nucleotide messenger RNA. Its product is annotated as translin. The transcript has 3 exons. Gene Ontology annotation, molecular function: sequence-specific DNA binding; single-stranded DNA binding; RNA binding. Gene Ontology annotation, cellular component: nucleus; cytoplasm. Gene Ontology annotation, biological process: RNA metabolic process. NCBI's taxonomy places the organism in Eukaryota, Fungi, Basidiomycota, Ustilaginomycetes, Ustilaginales, Ustilaginaceae. Bases 1 to 753 code for a protein of 250 amino acids. The record is from RefSeq and is a predicted model, not a curated record.